This is a messenger RNA of Conger conger (European conger), 1468 nucleotides long. It is a transcript of the gene tomm22, whose product is annotated as translocase of outer mitochondrial membrane 22 homolog (yeast). Gene Ontology annotation, cellular component: mitochondrial outer membrane. The transcript is spliced from 4 exons. Lineage: Eukaryota; Metazoa; Chordata; Actinopteri; Anguilliformes; Congridae. Gene Ontology annotation, biological process: intracellular protein transport. The record is from RefSeq and is a predicted model, not a curated record. The coding region runs from base 236 to 640 and encodes 134 amino acids.
GCUUUCUUGUUCGAAGUCCAUGACCCUAUUUCCCGUCAUCCAAUGCGCAUGUGUUCCAAGUGACCUCAGCCUGUCGUCGCAGGGGCGAAGCACGCUUCUUGGCUCCCAUUUACGCAAGCCGGUGUGAAAUCAGAAAACGCCAGGUAAAAACGCAAGGGACCAGAUCGCGACAUAGGCGCUGCGGUUAUUUUCGCUCCAGUAUUUGUAUCCUCUUUUGUUGUUGGUUAACUUCUUAAUGGCUGGAAUCGAGGAGCUGUCUCCUGCCGCAGGCCCUGCUGAGACCCGGGCCCCCGAAGACGAGAUCGAAGGAGAUGAUGAAGACGAGGAGUUGGAUGAGACGCUUACGGAGAGGCUGUGGGGACUGACCGAGAUGUUCCCAGACAGACUGCGCUCAGCAGCAGAGGUGUCCGCCAACUGCUCGCUGUCCAUAGCUAAGACAAUGUACAGCUUCACACGUUCUGCUCUGUGGGUGGGCACCACCUCUUUCAUGAUCCUGGUUCUCCCUGUCGUUUUUGAGACAGAGAGGCUGCAACUGGAGCAGCAGCAGAUACAGCAGCAAAGACAGAUCCUGUUAGGACCCAACACAGGUAUGUCAGGUGGAAUGCCAGGGAUGAUGCCUCCAGCCCCAGGGAAGAUGUGAUGAAGAGCUCCUUCUGUGUCAGCUCUUGAGCUGCAAGGAGAGGGGGAGAUGGGGGAAGUGAUAGAGGAGUGGAGGAGCAGGAGGAGAGGAAACUACAGCGGGUCAGCACACAAGCUCAUUCCAAAAAGGUUGGGGUGGGCAAGGAAGGAGCCAUCCUCUUCUGGACUAUAGAGCCUGCUAUUCCUGCAAGACAACCUUCUCCAUUGCUGCCUCUUGCAGACAACAUCCUGCAGAGACUUCUAACCGCUGUCCUUUUUAUAGAUAUAUAAAUAUGUAUGUGUUUCAAGGGGUUGGGAAAAGGUUUUGGGUUUGUGUGUCAGAGUAUGCAAAGUAUGAAGGUGUAUAGAAUGUUAACUUUAAAAAAAAAAAAAAGGCUAUACAAUUUGUCAAUUCAAUUUCAGAGCCCAGUGGCUGUCUAUUGUGAUGUCAGUUGUUAAGGAAGCCUGGCCACGCAUAGGGCUGGGAGUGCUCUCAUCCACAUGCAUGCAUGUUCAGUGGAAAUGCAGUCACAUGUAGGUUAAAGAGUUACAGUUUUCUCCCACAAUAAAUUAAUAUCUGAUCCAAGUCUUUCAUUUACUGUUUUUGAAACUUGAGAUAAUUUUGGAGAACAACACUAAAAGUCAAGUAUAUUGCCACAGGAAUGUUACAGCACCUUCCCUGCAUAUAUUAUGUAAAUGUAAACCCAUUCAAUUGCCCUCUGCCAGAGAGAAUGCAUCUGUUUUUUCUUUUUUUUUCUUUGCACCCAUCCCUUUUACCCUCUCACCUUUUUUGAAUAAAGUCCUGUCAUUCUGACAUGACUGCAGGAAUAAAACCAUCUGUGGAAAAAUG